This is a messenger RNA of Candidula unifasciata, 2336 nucleotides long. The record is from the annotation of a GenBank genome assembly. Lineage: Eukaryota; Metazoa; Mollusca; Gastropoda; Stylommatophora; Geomitridae.
AUGAAUCUAGAAUCUCAUAGCUUUAUGCAGACACAAGGAAAUAUCCCGGAGGGAAUCAGGAGAGAUGAAUCAGAACUAGACAAUGAACAGCAUCCUGGGAUGGAUGAAGCUGAAGUUCAUGUUCUAUAUCUCAAUGUUCCUGCCAGUGAUGAACCCCAGGUCUUAGAUCUGAGUAAUAUACUCAUACAUGAAGGAAUACAGGUGAUAGAAUCAUCAGACCAUGGAGACCAUAUACCCGGUACUGCUCACAUACACAGUGGCCAUGACAUUGUCAUUGGAAAUGACAAUGUCACAGAGGUUGCUCUGGUUACUAGCCAGUCAGUGUCACAGUCGGCAAAUACCUUACUGGGGUUGGCCAAGUCUCAAGCUGAUGACAGCCAUGUUCAGGUGUCAGACAUUCUGGCAGCACACCGACACACGGAGCAUGUCAUGAGUGAGCAGGAAGAGAACACAUCCGCUGAAGCUCUGCUGCAGCUGUCUUCAGAUCAGAACACAGCUACCUACAUCAUGGAUGAGACCGGAACAAUGAUCCCCAUUAGCCAGAUGAGAUCCAGCACUUUGUUGGAAGUUGAAGAUACUGGAGUGACAGCCCUUGCCAUCUGUCAGUGCUGGUGUGGCAGAGAAUUUAUUUCACAGGAGGAUCUGAGCCGCCAUAAACUGGCUCACAGGGUGACUCCUGGACCUUAUAAGUGCACACUUUGCAUGGACAAUUUCCUGUCAAAUAAGGAUUUGAGAACCCACCAUACUGAGGUCCAUCCUGGAGGAUUGCCAUGGGAGUGCAGCAUCUGCCGCCGAACAUUCCACAAGAAAAUUGCCAUGAAAGCCCAUAUGCGUGUACACAAUACUGUAACCAAAUACCAGUGCUCGUCUUGCAAAAAGGUUUUCUUCUACAAGAAUGCACUGAACCGCCACCUCAAAAUGCAUUCGUGCGAGAAACCAUUUAAGUGCACCAUCUGCGGAGAUACAUAUUAUUCACUGUGGGAUCUUCGGAAACACAGGAUGAACCAUCAGCCUCCAAAACUUUUUGCCUGUGAUAUCUGUACUAAAGUGUUUAAGCAGAAGCAGACUCUGCUGGUCCAUUCGCGCAUUCACACAGGACAGAAACCGUAUACUUGUGUGUUCUGCCAUAGACAUUUUUCUCUCAAAUCAACUUUAGUGCAACAUCAGCGUAUUCAUACGGGAGAGAAGCCUAAUGUUUGUCACAUUUGCCAGCGAGGGUUUCGCCAGAACAGUACGCUGAAAUCCCAUCUGAAGACACACACUCAUUUGAAACCUUACCUGUGUCGUUACUGCAAGAUGAGAUUUGCCUACAAAGAUGAAGUCGCCGAACACGAGCAUACGCAUGCUCACAAUAAAACUUGGCAAUGUGAAGAAUGUGGUAUGUGGUUCAAAAACCAGUCACUGCUAGCCCGCCACAGCCGAGUACACACUAACGAACGACCAUUUCAGUGCAACAUUUGCUACAAGUCCUUUGUUCAGUCUGGAUCACUGCAGUCCCAUAUUAGAUCUCACACAAAAGAAAAGCCUUAUAAAUGUCGAAUUUGUUCAAAGGCCUACUACACGAGUGGAACUCUGUUAGUGCACAUUCGAAAGUUUCACAAUGUGGAUGCCAAGUCAGUGAAAGAAGUCUUCCCUGUGUACAGCUACAUUGAGGAUCAGAAAGUGUUCACCAUCCGUAACAGCCUCCUGGAAGAUUUAAAGCCACCUGAUACGGAUGGUGAUGGCGGCUCAGGGGCAGACAAAUCUCACUUCGAAGAUUUGCUCACAAAAAAUAAUACUGUAGUUGAAGAACUGGUAGAGAUGUCUGAUGAGGUUAUUGUUCAGGAUGGUGCUGUUGUAGAUGGACAGAUAAUAUCCUCAACUGUUGGUGGUAAUAAUCCUGAAACCGAAAUUGUCAGCAUAGAAAUUUCAGACAGGACUAGCCCAGCACAUAAAGACAGGAAUAACACAGAUGCAGAGAAAACAGCUGGAAAGGAAGUUAACAGAAUAGAAGAACAAAGUGAAGAUAACCAGACUGUGAUCAUAGAUUCUGCACAGACAGAGGUUAUUUAUGAGCUACACACAGAAGACAUUGAACCAGUUGAAACAGAGGCUCUGCACAGCUCAGAUGCAGCACUUGACAGACAGGAAGCAGCACUAGGGCUUGCAGAAUUGUCACUGAUUGGCGGGGAAGGAAUGCAUUCGGAGAAGUGUGCCCAGACAAAGACAAGGACGGUCACAUUCUUCAAAGCGGAAGAAGAAGAUGAGAAUGAUCCAAAUGUUACCAAAAUUAUUUUAUCGAAAGAAGGAGGCAUCAUGAACAGUCAGGAUCCUCACCAGUGUCCAGUGUGUGGCAG